UGCUAGUGCUGUGGCCUGUGAGACUGUGAGCCCAUCACCACGAACCUUGACCUCCUUUAUCCGACGUCGUUCCGUGCGAUCGGAAUUCAGAUAGAUAUUUUGGCUGUCGUUUUUCUUGCUUCAUUACAAAUGAACUCGAGGCAAUCGCGAACAAGAAUCUGAGGUGCCUUGGCAGUGAAUACUGAUGAGAUAAUUACUUAUACCAUUUUCACGGGGAUAAACCUUGAAGAAUAUAUUUGAACAUUAUGGAAAGCUGCCUAAUUUUGCUUGCCUGAUUUCGCCUAAGAGAAUUCUGUACAACUACAUGGUGCACACAAAGUAGAGGUGAAGAGUCUGGCGACGACAAUGGAUUCUAAUUCCGUCGUGGGUAACACUAUUAUGGAGCCUCGUGAUGAUAUGGAAUUUGAUUCACAUGAAGAUGCUUAUUCGUAUUAUAAAGAAUAUGCCAAGUCUGUGGGGUUUGGUACUGCCAAAUUGAGCAGCCGUCGGUCCAGGGCAUCAAAGGAAUUUAUUGAUGCAAAGUUCUCGUGCAUAAGAUAUGGAAGUAAGCAACAGUCUGAUGAUGCAAUUAAUCCACGCCCUUCGCCAAAGAUUGGCUGUAAAGCUAGCAUGCAUGUGAAGCGGAAGCCCAAUGGGAAAUGGAAUAUAUAUAGUUUCAUCAAGGAGCAUAAUCAUGAGCUCUUACCUGCACAGGUGCACUUCUUUCGAAGCCACAGGAACCCCGAUCCACGGAAGAAUGAUGUUCGAAUGCGAAGACGGAAGAAUUUAGGUGCAGUUUCUAAAUUAUUCGGUGCAUAUCAAAAUGUAGAAUGUUUGGAGGGCUAUAUGAGGAAUCAGCAUGAUAGGGGUCGCAAAUUGCUUUUGGAUACUGGAGAUGCUCAAGUAUUGCUUGAACUUUUUAUGCAUAUGCAGGAAGAGAAUCCAAAAUUUUUCUAUGCAGUUGACUUUAAUGAAGAGCACCAAUUGAGAAACUUGUUCUGGGUUGAUGCAAAAGGCAUGGAGGAUUACAACAACUUCGGUGAUGUAGUUUGUUUUGACACUACAUAUUUCACAAACAAGUAUAAAAUCCCGUUAGUUCUCUUUAUUGGAGUGAAUCAUCAUAUUCAACCGACAUUGAUUGGUUGUGCUUUAAUUGCUGAUGAAACUGUUUAUACGUUCGUUUGGUUGAUACAAACAUGGUUUAUUGCAAUGGGGGAACGAGCUCCGCGGGUUAUACUCACUGAUCAAAACAAUGCCAUUAAAAGAGCUGUUGCAGCAGUCUUUCCGGAGACUCGACAUUGUUUCUGCUUGUGGCACAUAUUGGAAAUGAUCCCUAGGCAACUCGAGUACUUGAGUCUAUGGCAUGAUAGCUUCAUGGUAAAAUUUAACAAAUGUAUAUUUAAGUCAUGGACAGAGGAACAAUUUGAAAAGAGGUGGUGGAAAUUGCUUGACAAAUUUCAUCUUAGAGAGGUAGAAUGGAUUCACUCAUUGUAUGAAGACCGUAGAUGUUGGGUUCCUACUUUCAUGAGAGAUGUAUCUUUUGCUGGAUUGUCUACAACAUCACGCUCUGAAAGUUUGACGUCCGGGUUUGACAAAUAUGUGCAUGGGGGAACGUCGUUGAGAGAGUUCAUAGAACAAUACCAGGUAAUUCUUGAAGAUAGAUAUGAAGAGGAAGCCAAAGCAGAUUUCGAUGCUUGGCAUGAAACACCCGAGCUGAAAUCCCCAUCACCUUUUGAGAAACAAAUGUCACUUGUAUAUACACAUGAAAUUUUCAGGAAAUUUCAAGUUGAAGUUUUGGGAGCAUCUGCUUGUCAUCUUAAGAAAGAAAUUGAGGACGAGAUAUCCACAACUUAUAGUGUGAAGGACUUUGAAAACAAUCAGGAUUAUAUGGUGGAAUGGAAUGAAUCAAAGUCUGACAUUUAUUGUUCAUGCCGUCUUUUUGAAUAUAAAGGUUAUCUUUGCAGGCAUGCUAUUGUUGUUCUCCAAAUGUCUGGAGUUUUCAGCAUCCCAUCUAAAUAUGUAUUGCAACGAUGGACUAAUGCUGCUAUGAGCAGACAUGCCAUUGGUGAAAGAUUGGAUGAGGUGCAAUCUAAGGUCCAUCGUUAUAAUGAUUUAUGUCGACGAGCCAUAAUAUUGGGUGAAGAGGGCUCACUGUCUCAAGACAGUUACCAUAUGGCAGUUUGUGCAAUAAAGGAAGCUUUGAGGCAUUGUGCAAGUGUGAAUAACUCUCUUGAGAGUGAGUCCAGACCAACCACAUCAGAGCUUCAUGCCAUUUCUAUUGUCGAGGAAGAAAACCAAUUUAGCAACACAUUAAUACCUGAUCCUAAAUGGUCCAGUAAAAAUAAAGCUACAAAGCGAGCUGAGGGUCAGCAGAAGGAAGGCAAUGAAAAUGAUGCGACUAGAAGAGAAGAGGAAUCUCUGCUAGGAACUGUAGGUACUGUGGCUCAAGAUGGCUUUCACCAAAUGGAAACCUCUGAAAUGAGGCCUGUACAGUCGCCUAAUGUGAUGCCAGCCCAAUUUCACAAUAUGAUGCCGAUGAUAUUUCAUAAUGUCACUUCAGCUCAGUUUCAGAAUGUGCCUCCAACAAAUUUGCAUGGGAAUCGACCACCUCGUUAGCUUGACUUUCAACUACUUUUGUAAAAAAUUUGUAGACCUGAAACUGCUACAUGACCAUGGGAGAAGUACCUAACAAGUCGCAGGUUCUACCAUACUAGGUACAAGAAUGUCCAUUGCGCAGUUGUCAGAAUUUGGGAUCUUCACCCAAAGAAUCAACAGGUAAACGCCUAUCAUCGUUUUACUUGUAUUCGAGGUUCUAGAAGUUUACAGCGAUGAUCUUUUGUUCUCUUUCUCAUAUUGGGUUGCUAAUCUUGUUUUAGCCUUUAAAACAGAAAGAGGUUGGUUUAAUUUGCAUAUGAAUUAGGAAAGAACAGCAUACCAUUUUGUGUU
Messenger RNA from Tripterygium wilfordii, 2925 nucleotides. Its product is annotated as protein FAR1-RELATED SEQUENCE 4. The record is from RefSeq and is a predicted model, not a curated record. Gene Ontology annotation, biological process: regulation of DNA-templated transcription. The transcript has 4 exons. The coding region runs from base 346 to 2595 and encodes 749 amino acids. NCBI's taxonomy places the organism in Eukaryota, Viridiplantae, Streptophyta, Magnoliopsida, Celastrales, Celastraceae. Gene Ontology annotation, molecular function: zinc ion binding.